AAAAGAGAGAAAGUGAGGGUUUAACAAAAAUAAAAGGAGAAUUUGUUUCCAUUAAUAUUCGGACUCUCGCUUUCUAGGGUUUCAAUCGUUUAAUCUUUUUGUUUCAUCAUGGGAUAGUUACUAAUUAUGAAGCCGACUCGUCCCUGAUCUGCGCGUAAAUUGCUCACAAUUCUCACAAUCGUUGCCGAUCUUCAUGUGAUGUGUUGAUAGGGGACAAUACAUCUUAAUUCUUACCUAGAGAGAUAUUGGGACUCCUGCUGAUGGGUGCUCCUAAGCAGAAAUGGACAUCAGAAGAAGAAGCUGCCCUUAAAGCUGGAGUAGCCAAGUAUGGGGCAGGCAAGUGGAGUACAAUACUCAAAGACCCAGAAUUUAGCGCUUCCUUGCAUUCGCGUUCAAAUGUGGACCUAAAGGAUAAGUGGAGAAAUAUGAAUGUGGCAGCAAAUGGAUGGGGCUCUCGUCAUAGGGGUAGUAGGGUUGCAUUAAUAACCUAUCAGCCGAUUUCGAAGCAUGAUGAUAUGCCCCUUAGCAUUGUUGGUCAAAGUGAAGUAGAAAUUGUUGAUGCUAAGCCUCUUUCGGUUUCUAGUGGAACAUCACAAAAUGAUUGCCCUAAGAAACCAAUUACAAGGUUGGAUAAUCUCAUAUUGGAAGCUAUUACCAAUUUGAAGGAGCCUCGUGGGUCUAGCCGGGCUGCAAUUGCCAUGUACAUAGAGAAGCAAUACUCAGCACCACCAAACUUGGAAAGGCUGUUGGCAGCAACCUUAAAGCUUUUGACUGAAAAUGGAAAAUUAAUCAAGGUGAAGCAUCAGUACAGGAUUGCACCAACCUCGAAACACUCUGAUGUAAAGAAAGACUCUUCUCCUUCACUCCUGGAUGGAAAGCAGAAGAAUAUUUUGAAAGUGGAGAAGAAUGAGAUCAAAAUUCCUACUAAAUCCCAGAUUGAUGCAGAGCUAGAAAAGAUGAAGACCAUGACUGCACAUGAGGCUGCUGCUGCCGCUGCGCAAGCAGUUGCUGAAGCAGAAGCUGCGAUCGCAGAGGCUGAAGAGGCAGCAAGGGAGGCAGAGCAAGCAGAAGCUGAGGCUGAAGCAGCACAACUUUUUGCUGAAGAAGCGAUGAAGGCUUUGAAAUGUAGAACAGUUUGUACCUGAUUAGUCGCCGAGCCACAAUCCUGAAAUUGCAUCAAAUCUUCGUUUGGGUACCAUCAAAGAAUUGAUGUCAGCCUAAAGGAAGACUUGGCAAAGCUCCAUCAUAGCUUGCAGCUAUAUUUUCCGGUAGCAUUCAUUGUUGGGUUUCAUGUUACUGUUUUCAACUUUUGGACAGCAAGAUCCUGCUAAAAAAUGCAGAUAGCAAAAAAUUCAAAAUGGGUAUUGAGUUAAACAUGAACCAUGCGUAUAACAUGGAUUAACACCCAUGCUUAUGCACAGGUCUGAGCGUAAAUAUGGAUAGGCUUGUAAAUUGGAGGAAAUUUUUGUUUAGUAGUUAUAAGUUUUAGUAUUUACAGCUUUGAGAUUCAUAAUGGAGUGGAGAAGGAUACUAGCUGAAGAUAUAUGUAAAUAGAAAUUUCUGAUGCUGUGCUGUGCUGUGCUGCAUUAUUGCACUUAUGAUUCACCUGCUAUUUUGACUGUUAUGUUAUCAAAAAAGAAAAAAGAAAAACCGAGGGAAAUAUUUAUAUCUUUUUAAAUACCAGCUAAUACA
Molecule: messenger RNA, 1692 nt
Organism: Camellia sinensis
Lineage: Eukaryota; Viridiplantae; Streptophyta; Magnoliopsida; Ericales; Theaceae
Product: telomere repeat-binding factor 1
Biological process (GO): nucleosome assembly
Cellular component (GO): nucleosome
Molecular function (GO): double-stranded telomeric DNA binding
Source: RefSeq, a predicted model, not a curated record